Messenger RNA from Glossina fuscipes, 2804 nucleotides. RefSeq names its product probable inositol transporter 2. Gene Ontology annotation, molecular function: transmembrane transporter activity. Gene Ontology annotation, biological process: transmembrane transport. The coding region runs from base 68 to 1564 and encodes 498 amino acids. The record is from RefSeq and is a predicted model, not a curated record. NCBI's taxonomy places the organism in Eukaryota, Metazoa, Arthropoda, Insecta, Diptera, Glossinidae. Gene Ontology annotation, cellular component: membrane. The transcript is spliced from 4 exons.
UAGUUAUCGAAACAAUAAUUAACUGAAUUACGGAAUAUAUUUCGAUUAAGAUAGGAUAUGUAUUAAGAUGCCGGCAAGUGCUACUAUCAAUUUUAAUGCUGCUGCUACCGCAGACACCAUCGCCGCCUCCAUCACCCCCGUCACCUCCGCUACUGCCACCAACACGGCAACAACAACAGACGCUGGAACGCCUGCGACUACUGCGAAUGCCAAUAAACAUAAAAGUGCUAAUUGGCACAACCGACCGCAGUCGACUGCGUUGGCGUCAGGUUUCAUAAUAUUCCUAUCGGCUGGUCUCAAUAUGGCGCAAAAUUUAGGUUGGAAUCAAUUUGCUCUAGUCUCGAUUCACAUUUACUUGAGUUGGUUCAUUGGUGCUGUGAUCGGUUGCUUGCUCUCCAUACCUCUGGUAAUAUUGAUAACGAAGAAAUACAUUAUGGCGUCUUGUUCAUUUUUUGUGUUAAUCGACGGCAUAAUAUUUAUUUGUGCUCCUGCAUCCGAAUACGCUCUGAUAGCAGCUCGUUACUUAAAUGGUAUAGCUGUUGGCGUAACUACUAUAACGUUUCUAAUACAUGGAAGUGAAGUGACUGCAAAAUCAUAUCGUGGCUAUUGCUUAGCUAUGGAACAAUAUUCGAUAAGCCUUGGCAUAUUCAUUCAAGUUAUACAUACAUCGUUAUGGGCUGAAGUUUUUUAUAUACAUGGUGUAUUUGAUUUAUUAUUGGGAUGUUUGGGUUUUGCAAGCGCUUUUAUAUUUACCAUCGAAUCGCCCAUACAUUGUUUGCGUCGAGGAAAUGAAACGAUGGCUUUAGACUGCUUGGCACGCCUAGAACGUCCUAAGGGUGUAAAAUCCACCACUUACGCUUCACUCGAAGAGCACAAAUCCUAUAUCAGGGAAAAUAAUAAAUAUGAUAUGAUCGAAAGUCUGAAAUUGGGCUUAGUGCCACUAGUAAAAUUAAUGCUAUAUCGCAGUUUAAUGUUGACAUUUGGUUUUUCUCUCCCUUUAACUGUAGCCGUACAGGUUGGUACUCUUUUAAGUUUAGGUCUAGAAACUUGGCCCUAUAUAGUUUAUGCAACGUUACGCCUCCUUGGUUCACUUAUAACCAUCUUCACUGUCGACACUUUGGGCCGUAAAUUCAUAUCCUUAUUAAAUUUAAUAAUCAUUGGAGCUCUACUUAUACCUAUUGGGAUAUUUUUUAGUAACCAGUAUAACUUUUUAGAUAAACAAAAAAUGGCAACUGUUUGUACGCUAUCGCUAUUAAUUCAACUUUUCGCUGGUAUGUAUGCCCCCCACACAUCAGUCUAUGUGGGUGAAGCGUUUCCCUUAAAAGUAAAGCCCUAUUUACUGUCAUUAUGUAUAGCAGUUGAACAUAUAGUUCAUAUCAUUACUAUAUGUGUCCUAUUAUCAACAUCUUCGAGAAAUUAUCUAUAUCAAUACUUUUUAGCGACCGGGUUAGUUAUUAUUUUCACAUUUUUACUAUUUUGCGCUGUUAUACCGGAGACAAGAAAAACCUCACUAAGCGAAGCUCAAAGCCGCUUUCAAAAACUAUUGUACUUAAAGCUUUAUUAAAAUAAAUUAAAAAAAAAAAAAGUUAUUAUUGAAAACAUUAUUUGUGCGAUGUUUUCGUAUGUCAAUUAAAAUAAUUAAAAGUUGUUAAUAAAAAGGCAAAAAAAACAAAUCAAUAGAAGGAAAGGUUAACAAUGUUAAAGUCAAUCAAAAAAGUUCACUUUUCAGAGUUGGCAAAACAAAUAGUAACUAAAGUUUAAAUUAACUUAAACGAACACUUUGAUCUUUUGAGAAAACACAAAAAAAAAAAGACGAAAUAAAAAGUACUAAUGGCGGCUGCACGCCCAAUUAUCAUCAUGUUUGAAUCAAUUUAUAAAAGAAGAUCGAACAUCAACACAAUCGAGUUUCGCAAAGUUGAAAACAUUGUUAUCGAACCACAGUGAAAAGGCUUUAACAUAUCGCAGAUAAAAAUAAGGUAAGAAAAUUGUUUUCAACUUGCCAUAAAUCUUAGGCACUCGAUAGUUAAGAACGCAAUGGGAGAGAUUUUACGUAUAACCCCCUCAAAAAUUUAUGUGUGCAAUGCAUUAUUUUAAGUAUUAACUCAAGCAGCAAAUUUUUGUUAACAUUCUUUUUUUAAUUUUUUUUUUCUAUUUGCGUGUGUAUUAGAAUUAUAAAAAUUCCCCAUCCCUAAUUUAUCUUUCUUUCACCUUACCUGAAUGAUAUGGUAUCGUGUUACCGUUAUGAAUAAGGACUUGUUGCAGUCUGCGUCGCACGGAACUCAUUACGUUCCUUAAAGUGGUCAUGUCAAUCUUCUCCCAUUCCGACAAUAUCUCAAGUUUGAGUUUCUUAAGCGUGGAACACUGCUGCAAAAUAUUCCCCAGAGUUACUUAAUCGGGAAAGCGGGGCUUUUGGAUGACCAUCUCAAUAAAGGUAUAUUGUGUGAUUGAAAAUUCCUUGUAAGCAAUUUAGCAACUCUGCGCGUGCGCAGAAUUAUAAUGAUCUUUUUGUCGUGGUAUUCACUUUGGUUUUUGCGAUUAGCACUUGGUCCUCUCCGUAAUAAGUCUCUUUCUCUUAUUGCGUCUUUAGUAGUGCGAAGUUUACGGGUAAUUUGAGAGAAUAUUUUUGUGUGUGAGACAAACUUUUUUGUUUUCUAUUCACAAUCUAUUUCUCUUCUCUCUUCAAUCUCUUGUCUAUUACUUUUUGAGCUAUGCUGAAAUGGCAAAUGUAACUCCUCCAGUGUUACCAUUCAGGCUAGUCUGUGUACAAUCCCAAAAAAUAUUAAAUCCGCCUCUCGCGCUAACUG